Molecule: messenger RNA, 1665 nt
Organism: Adineta steineri
Lineage: Eukaryota; Metazoa; Rotifera; Eurotatoria; Adinetida; Adinetidae
Source: the annotation of a GenBank genome assembly
AUGGGCAACUACACAUCAAUAACAUCUAUUCAAAACAAUACACAAGCUAAUGCCAAACACGUAUCAAAUUUUUCUAACGAUGCAGUUGCAAAUCGACGUAUUAACAUGCAAAGAAUGCAAAAUGUGCUCUUGGUUUGGUUAGAUACCAACAUUAAUGAAAACAAUGCUGAUUGUAGUGAUACAAUCAAACAAUUAAAACGUGUGGUUAACAACGUAAACACGUUUACUGAUCGUGAAGAGUGUUUUGAAUUUAUUCUAACCAUUAACAACAACAAAGUAUGUAUGAUUGUUUCUGGUUCACUUGGGCAAUUUAUUGUGCCUCAUGUGCAUGAUAUCUCCCGAGUAGACACCAUUUUCAUUUUUUGUAAAAAUCCAGAAUGGCAUAAACAAUGGGCUAAAGAAUGGUCUAAAAUAAAAGGAGUCUUCACAGAUAUAUCAUCACUCUGCGAAGCUCUGAGACAAAUUGCUCACCAAUGUGAGCAAAAUGCUAUCUCAAUCAGCUUUGUGGCAUCAAACAAAAAGUUGGAUCAAUUAGAUCCAUCAUUUAUGUAUACUCAGAUCUUGAAAGAGAUCUUCUUAACUAUAGAUUUCGAAGAUAAGCACAUUAAAGAAUUUAUUACUUAUUGUCGUGAUGUAUAUGACAAUGAUGAACACGAAUUAAGAAAUAUUAAUCAAUUACAAGUAACAUACAAAAACAAUAUACCCAUAUGGUGGUAUACAUGGGAUGCAUUUUUAUAUCGUAUGCUCAAUCAAGCAUUAAGAUUAAUGGAUAUUGAUAAUAUUGUCCGAAUGGGUUUCUUUAUUAAUGAUCUACAUCGUGAUAUUCAACGACUACAUUCGGAACAAUUUGAUGAUCAUCAAUCAAGUAAAACAUUCAUAGUUUACCGUGGGCAAGGUCUUUCGAAAGAAGAUUUCACCGCAAUGACAAAAACUAAAGGUGGACUUCUUUCAUUUAAUAACUUUUUAUCCACUAGUAGAAAUCGUGAUGUUUCUCUCAAUUUUGCCCAACAAGUUGCUACAAAUCCUGAUCUUGUUGGAAUUCUAUUUAUUAUGUCAAUUAAUUCCGUGUGCUCAACAACUCCAUUUGCUUCUGUUACAGAUGUUAGUUAUUUUCAUACAGAAGAUGAAGUUCUCUUCUCUAUGCAUACCAUUUUCCGUAUCGGAGAUAUUGAACAAAUGGAUGGAAAUAACCAUCUCUAUCAAGUAAAUUUAACAUUGACCAAUGACAAUGAUCAAGACCUUCGAACUCUUAGCGAUCAGAUCCGGCAAGAGACCUUUCCAGAUGAAGAAGGAUGGUACAGAUUGGGAUUAUUGAUGAUUAAAAUGGGUCAAUUUACGAAAGCUCAUGAAAUUUAUAAAGUUUUACUUCAUCAAACAACAAAUGAGAGUGACAAGGCAAAUAUUUAUCAUCAGCUAGGCCGAAUCAAACAAAAUCAAGGAGAAUUUCAAGAAGCACUUUUCUAUUAUGAAAAAGCUCGUACAAUUCGACAGCAAUCACUUCUUUCCAAUCAUCCUGAUUUGGCCAUGUCCUAUAACAACAUCGGUUUGGUGCAUCACAUCAUGGGUGAUUAUCCGAAAGCACUGUCAUCUCACGAAAACGCUCUUGCAAUUCGACAAUCACUUCCUUACAAUCAAACUACAAUCACUUCCUUCCAAUCAUCCUGA